GAGAAGGCAGCAAAUGGCGGCCCGGCGGGGCGGGGCGGAGCGGAGCGGGCGGAAGGCGGGCGGUGCGGGGCGCGGGGCCGGAAGAUGGCAGAGCCGGAGACGCAGCUGCUGCUGGGCGUGGGGCUGAUCGAAAAAGACAGCAACGGAGAUGCUUUGUGGGUUUGGUGUUAUCCGUCUGUGACGGCUGAGCUGAGGGCUCUGUUGCUGCGGAAAUGCUGCCUUACGGAUGAGAGUAAACUGCUUCAUACCUUUGUGUUCGGCCAGUACAAGAGGACGUGGUUCUACAUCACCACGGUGGAAGUUCAAGACUCUCCAGCCUUGAAGAAGGUGACCCACUUCUCCAUUGUUCUGACAGCCAAAGACUUCAACCCAGAGAAAUAUGCAGCUUUCACUCGGAUACUCUGUAGAAUCUACUUGAAGUAUGGAAGUCCUGUGAAAAUGAUGGAGAGUUACAUUGCAGUCCUUACAAAGGGGGUCUGCCAAAGUGAAGAAAAUGGAUCCUUCCUCAGCAAAGACUUCGAUGCUCGGAAGGCUUACCUUGCUGGUUCCAUUAAAGAUAUAGUAUCUCAGUUUGGGAUGGAAACAGUUAUCUUAUAUACAGCACUGAUGUUAAAGAAGAGAAUUGUGGUGUACCAUCCUAGGAUAGAAGCCAUCCAGGAAUUUACCAGGACUUUGCCUGCUUUAGUGUGGCAUCGGCAGGACUGGUCAGUUCUUCAUUCCUAUGUACACCUAAAUGAAGAGGAAGUGGAAGCCUUAAAAGCCUGCACAGGUUACAUUGCUGGAUUUACAGAUUCUGAAGUGAACAGUAGACCAGACCUCUAUGAUGUGUAUGUGAAUUUGGCAGACAGUGAGAUCACCAUUUCCCCUGUAGUAAAAGAGGCAAUGACAAUGGGAAAACUUCACAAAGAAAUUGGGCAGCUAAUUGUUCAAUCUGCAGAAGAUCCAGACAAAUCAGACAGCCAAGUUAUUAAGGAUAUUUCUCUGAAGACAAAGGAAAUCUUGUCUACUUUAGCCUCACUUACUGAAGUUUCUGAUGGCAAUGAAAAACCAACCCUGAACUCUGAAGCUCUGAAACAAAAGCGAUUUCCACCAGCUACGGAAAAUUUUCUUUUUCAUUUAGCAGCUGCUGAGCAAAUGCUUAAAAUCUGAGUCUGAUGCACUUCUGGACUAUGGACCAACUCCAAAAGCUGUCUUGGAUGUACAAAUAGGAAUACCUGAUUUUUUUGUAUGGAAAAAUUAAAAGUGUAAGAGUGAAUGCCAUAUUUACCUUGAUGUAAUGCAGAAUAUUGGAGCUUGACCUGGAGCAUCCAGAGGUAUAUCUGAUAACAUUCCUGUUGUCACCUUUCCCCAACUGUAACUUUGUGUGUAUGGUUCUUGCAUUUCAUGUUACAACAUGGAUGUUUAUACACGUAGCAUGGGCUCGUGCAUCCAGGCUGUGCCAGGUGUUGUAGCAGCCGUUUGUCUUGCGUGUCCCCAGUGACAGACAGCUCUGACUUCUCUCCUUGUGUCUGGAACACAGGGUGCAGCAUGUGUGCUGUAAAGCCAGUGCGUUUUGGAUGUGCCUGUCUGCACAGGGAUGUGCUGGACACAGAGUUGUUCUGAAUGCUCAUUCUGGGCUUCCAGGUAUGUCAGGUUGUCAUACUGCCUUUGCUGUGGACUACCUGAUACCUGGAAAUCCUAAAUAAAUGGACAAGUUCUCUUCUUUCUACUUGAAAGUGUCUAGGUGUAGAAGAAGGAUGUCUGGGAAAAUCUGAUGUGGUAGCCUUAUUAUGUAAAGGAAGAGGUAUUUUAAAGCUCACACAGGAGUUGAGCACCUCUUUUGAACUCUUGCCUUACAAGUUUUUCCCCUUUCACUCCGUCCCACGCCUCUGGUGGAGGGAAAAGAGGACAGGAUUGCUAUAUGUAAACUGGGGCUUUCUGGGAGGCAGCAGACAAGUGCUGCUUUACAGCUGAAGUCAUUUUAGGAGCUGUUGGGGCUCUCUGCUGGGAAGAAUUAAAAUUUGCCUUCCUGUUUGGUUGCAUAGCUCUAACUCAGAAGUUUUGUUUGUUGUUUUUCCUUGGAGCAGCCUGAAACUAAUCUGUAACGUUCUGAGAAGAGCUUAGGUUCUGUGCAGGGGAAUGCUGUGAGCCAGGCAACCUGUCUUCCUCCAGAAAUGUCCAUAAAAAUAACUAAAUUCUGCAGUAGCACUUUGUUAUAAGAAAAAAUAACCUUUUUUUCUGGCUUUUGUACAGAUGGGCUGUAGCAUGUGGUUUUACCUAGAGAUUUUAUACUGAUAAUUAAAACUGUAGUUCUCAAUAUUUAUGUUGUUUAAGAAAUUGGAUGUUUGCUAUUCUGAAAUUGUUAGAGGUCAUCACUAACUGUGUGCAAGCAAUAUUGGUUUGGAAAAGGGUUGCCCUUUUGCUAUGUAUCAUACUGCAUUAUGAAGAUCUGUUUUAGUGUGGGUGAGGAAUGUGGCAUCUGUGUAUAAAGUGGCUGGCUGCUACAGUCAGUGAAUGGAAGUGCUUCAGAAUAAACCCCUAUUUUCAGGGGUAUCAAAUUCUACCUUAAAUACUCACUCUGUGGUUUACAUUCUGAACACAGGAGAGCAGUGUGUUUUGUUUUAUCUGAGAACGAGCUGCCUUCAUUUACCUUCAAGUGCUCUGCAGCAUUUUCCCCAUUUGGCCAUUAAGGUGGUGUGAUGGGUUUGGAUUUGUUAAUUUUUCUCUUUUUAAUGGUUCUUCAUUACUGCUGUUUCUAUUCUAGGGCUUCUAUAGCAGUUAGAACAGCACAACUGCAAAGUUACACUGAAAAUUCUCAGAAUCUGCUUUAAGGUCUGCUGAGAAAAACCUGAUUUUUUGUCAAGUCCCGUAAUGCCACAUUGUAAUUGCAGAGAAAUUCAGUUUCUUUUUACAGAAAGCCCUGCAGGUGUCCUCAGUAAGGUGGUGUGGGGUUAUGGGCAGCCACAAAAAGCAGAGAAGCUCAAACACAAAAUGAAAGUUUCUCUUUUUUGUUUUGUUUUUUUUUUUUUUUGCUUUCUUUUAAAAGCAGGAAGGCCUCAGUUUUAGAUCUUGUAUUCUAAUACUUGUGUGACACAAAUGAACUAUAAUUUUGCACUUAAAGAACUGGACUCAUAGCAUGCUUAUGCUUAUUAAAAACAACAAUCCUGACCAGCCUAGCCUUUAAUUUAUGUGAAUUUAUUUCUGAGUGCUCACAAGCUGUAGCUCUUGGUUGUGCAAUGCUGGGGUUGGAAAUGAGGCUGCUGCUUGGGUGGAAAAUGCACUACUGCUACAACUUCAAACAGUUUUAUCAUCUUCUGUUGGUUGUCCUGGUUUAAAAUAUAAAAUAAAAAGUAUUGGCUUCCCUCAGCUUCAGCACUUUGAGAGAAUAGUGCUAAUCUGCUUAGAUUUUCUUGGUAAUUGUUUCUUCCCAGGAGCACGUUGGAAUAAAACUUCAGUCUGGAAGGUCAGGGAGAAGUUUCGGCUUAUUCUGCGCUUCCCUCUGCCUAGGAUGCACACCAGCUGAGACUUGGGUGUGCUGCUUUUGGUAGGGAACAGUCAGAUGACAGUUUUACUUCCUCCUCCUAGAAGCAAAGACUGUGCAAGAUGAAACUCUCAUGCAGACCUUCUCAUCUUACUGCCUCUCUGUCCUUGGAUCAGUGUGAAAUGAUGACCGAUGGUUCCUGUUGAUUUGCUGAGAGAUGCUGCUCCCAAAGGCGUGCAGCACUUGGCCAAAAGUAAGGCUUUCUGAUUCUUGGAAGUUGCAGUGCAGUUCCUUCCUCAGGUGAGGAGGGAGAAAACGUGCUCCGUGCCUUACCCAUUGCCCUUGUGAUUUCUGUACUGUACAAUCUCAUCAGAUCUUCACUACGCUUGCAAAAACAGUGGUAGAUGGUGAACAAAGCCAAAAGCCUACAAGGGAGAGCAGGAUUAGUAACCAAUCCUUCUGGUUGCAGUUUUGCUAAUUAAGUUAGUCCUUCAAGGCAAAAUGUGUGUAAUUUCUAGUGCUGUCAUCCUUGUGGUUUUGGUUCCUGGGAUAAACUGGUUUCCAUAUUUCUUCUGCAGGCAAAUAUUAGGGGGAAUGUUCUGAACGAGAGCAAUGUAAUGCUGAGUAACCUGGGAAGGAGUGGCACAAGAUGUCUUUAGAAUUUCUGUGGAGACUCCAAAGAUGGGACCACAGUGCUUUUCUGAGCUGCACAGCGUGUGGUGUUGCUGGUAUGGAAGCAGCUGCUGAGCAGUGCAGGGUUCCCUCCUUACCUGCUUCUUUCCUUCCUCCCCUAUGACCUCCACGGAAAAGCAGCAUGGCAAUGUUACAGACUUGUAGGAUAACCACAGGGACACCAGCUCCAAAGGAGGAAAUGCUUUGAUCUCAGUAUUUCCAACAGUAGGAGUGUCUGACGUUUUAUUUCUUUGAAGCUACUUUAAAAUGACACUGAAGCCUCAUUAUAUAUUCCUGAAUUUCAGGAUGACAAGCUGGGUAGGUGGGGAACUGUCAGCAUAUUGCACUGAGACUUAGGUUUUCCUUGAAGCUGGAAGCUCCCGUCUACUCUAGUUUACCACACCUUAAACUGGUUCCACUGCUACAUUGCCACUUAAGACAGCAGCCGAUGCUGAAAGCAGGAGGCAGCAAUGCUGAAAGCAGUCUUGUGCCGGUGUGUUGUUAAUGUAUUCCAAGUCAUAAAGCUGUGGGUGCUGACUCUGUUCUUCAGUCCCUCAAAUACAAUGCACUGCUGCUUGUCCCAUCUUGGUCCCCUCGCAUACCAGGUGUCUGGUCCAGCUGCUUCUAGUCCCAGUCUCAUCAUGUUUUCAUUUCAAGAUCAAGGAAGCCAGGGCCUUGUCAGCAAUGUAUUUUGCCUACCUUGAUGUGGGAAACAGCUGAAUCACCCUGGCUGCCAAUCUAGAUGUCAGGUGCUUGCCUCUAUCUUCCAGAAAAUUCUAAUUAGGGAAAUGGAAACAUUUCUGAGAAUGAGGGAAAGAGAAGAUAUGUCUAACAACUCCAAGGGGGUUGUGUUUAAUACAGCAAACAACUUGAGCAUUCAGUAAUAAUGGGCAGCUGUAAUAACAGACGUUAUUACUGGACUUAUUCCAUAAACCUUACUCACAGAGAUGUGAUGACAUUAAUUUGCUUCCAAGUGGGGUGCCAGACAAUUUAUGGCUUGUCUAGUUACUGUGACAACCCAGCUGAUGAAUGUGUUAUCUUCAGAUUUGUAGGUUUUGCUCUAUUGUGGAUUGUUUUGCUUUUGCUUUGAUUGCAUUGUGCUUUACAGAACAACUGUUUACUUCAUCCAGUCUGACACGGAUGUUUGUUUUUAAAUGAGGGGAGGUAUGAGCUUUCCUUGGAGUAUCAAUUAAUGUUUACCAACAGUAUUAGACUCCCUCGAGGUUUGUCUUCACCAUCUUACUGAAAUGGGAUUAAUAGAGAAAUGGGAUUUUAGAGAAUUUAACUGUAGGAUAGUAGCUGUGCUAAUUAAAGAUUUUGAAGGAGACCAGCACAUCAUUGCUUGUGGGAGGCAGGCUGGACUGUAAGCCUGCUCCUAAGCCUCUGCACAACAUCCCAGAGCAGCCAGGAGGUGGUAUGCAGGGAAAAGGAACAGGACAAGCCUUUCCCUUAGUGCCUUCCCAGCUUGGGAGUGCUGAACUUGAUGCAGUCUUUUCUUCCUGCAUCUUCCUCUGGCUGCUGUUGGUGGUGACAUAUGGCCAGAAGGACCUUUGGGCUGAUCCAGAGCAACUGUUGCUGUGUUCUUGACCCAAUGGGCUUUUAUGUACCUAAAAACGUGACCCACAAGGCAAAUACUGUAUUCAGAAGCAUGAAUAUAAAGAUUUGGGUUAUUUAUUUUGGGCUUCAUGGUGCUUUUGAGUCAGUAGGUGUAAAUGAACUUCUAAGGUAUCCUUCUCUGUUAACUUGCAAAUUGUGGCCAUACCACCUUCCUGAAACAGCUUUACAGUGUGCUCCCCUGAAGUUUCAGAUCCAUAGGAUGUGUUCCUGCUCCCCUCCUUUGUUUCCUUGCCCGACCUUUCACUGGAGUUAAAUUGAGAGGGGAAGGCUCAGAAAGGCAGAACUUGCACAAAAAGCUGAAUUGAAAACUGUACUUCCUGCUUUUGUUUUGUGGCAAAAGCACAGCACCCUUGUUUUCCUGCAAGAAAGCAGGCCUACUCUUUUUCCUUACUUUGCUCUAUGCUGCUGUCUUACUGUAGGGACUAAGAGUGGGAAGCUAUUGCUUUCCUCACACCAAGAAAAGAAAUCUAAUCCUUCAGCAAUGGGAUAGCAUUUAAUGCACUCUGAGGAAGUUUACUACAAACAUUGAAGGUAGUACUUGUGAAAACAUCUGUCGAAGUGAUCAUUAAUUACAUUACUUGGUGCAUUGCUUGUCCUUGUCACGCAGAGCCUUAGGAGGAAUGCCUUAAAUUACAGCUCCCAUGACCUUAAAUCUAUUUCUGCUAUGACCCCACCCAUGGUUAUCAGCACCACUGGGUCUCUACCAGUUGUGGAGCUUUCUUCUAUUUUGUUCCCUAGGAGAACAGUCACAACAUCAAGCAGUAUAACAGCACCUGCGCUGUGUCAGACCAAGGCUGUUUUCAGACAAAUGUCUCAGCCCGGUGGCCACCAGAAGCAGACACAACAGGAAAGCAAGAGCAGGCAAACCCCUGUUACCCCUUCUGCUCUCCAGUAGUACUGGGUUUCUGAACUUUGUCUUGUUUUAGAUUAAUUUCCAUUAAUUUAAUAAUCCUCAAUGGAUUUUGUUUUCAUGGAAAUGCUUAUUUUAAACAUGAGUUCCAGUUACUUCACUUAGUGGAGUUCUGAAAUUUUAAUAGCAGGGUUUUAGGUUUAGCUUCUAACUAAAGUUUGACUUUCUGGAGCUUUUCCCUGAUAACUCAUUGCCCACUUUAAUUUCUGAGACUGUUUCCUUUAUGGAUAACCACAGAGCACUGAGCUGAAGCUUCCAUGAGUUUAUCUGCUGCUAGCCUUGAAUUCUACUCCAAGGGUCAAUGGGACAGCCUACAGCCCAGCAGUGAAGGCAGAUUACCCCUCUGCCAAACUCAUCAUCUUUCACACGUGCUUUUGGACAUGUAUUCCACCUGUUUUUAUAUCCAGCAUUGCCAGCUCUCUUUGCUAACAUCUGCUAUUGCUGCACAGAUCACCAGGCUGAUAAUCCUUAUGCUACAUCUUAAAAGACAGCUUUUUAGUUUGGAUCAGCAGCCAACCUGCAGAAAUGGAGAUCCCUCAUUGUUUGCUGUGAAGUCACAGGACUUCCCUUGGCCUUCAGUGGAAAAAAAAAACCAAACAAAUUUUAAAGCUCAGAGGGCUCAGGCCUCACAACUCCUUCAAGGAU
This is a messenger RNA of Lagopus muta (rock ptarmigan), 7304 nucleotides long. RefSeq names its product DENN domain containing 10 (gene DENND10). Lineage: Eukaryota; Metazoa; Chordata; Aves; Galliformes; Phasianidae. The record is from RefSeq and is a predicted model, not a curated record. The transcript is spliced from 9 exons. Gene Ontology annotation, molecular function: guanyl-nucleotide exchange factor activity; small GTPase binding. The coding region runs from base 85 to 1149 and encodes 354 amino acids. Gene Ontology annotation, cellular component: late endosome. Gene Ontology annotation, biological process: protein transport; regulation of early endosome to late endosome transport.